This is a messenger RNA of Fragaria vesca subsp. vesca, 1533 nucleotides long. RefSeq lists its product as uncharacterized. The record is from RefSeq and is a predicted model, not a curated record. Gene Ontology annotation, molecular function: structural constituent of ribosome; small ribosomal subunit rRNA binding. Gene Ontology annotation, cellular component: ribosome; mitochondrial small ribosomal subunit. Lineage: Eukaryota; Viridiplantae; Streptophyta; Magnoliopsida; Rosales; Rosaceae. The transcript has 6 exons. The coding region runs from base 200 to 1012 and encodes 270 amino acids. Gene Ontology annotation, biological process: translation.
AAAAAAACAAAAAGAAACCCUACCGAACCCGAAAUGACGCUCUCGUUCUGACUUGUUUCUUCCGCUCCGGCUUCACCAACAUUGCUCAGUUCCCUCUCCUCUUACUUACUUCACUCUCCUCCGGUCACCAAAUUCUCGACGAGAUCGGCUACGGCGUCAGCGCCGUCGUCUACAAAGCCUUUUCUCCUCGUUCUAAGAGAUGAAACUUUUUCAAUUUGCUCUGCGGUCUCUCCAUGAUGGUGUAUCAUGCCGGUUUCAUCAUGCGCACAGCGUGAGAACUCUUUCCACAUAUGCACCCCCAGGUGGUAGAAUGGAUGAUAAGCAAAACUCUAAUUCCUUUGAAUCUGCUGAUGAUUUUGAGGCGAGGAUUUUCAGGGAUACUCCCGAAGGGAAUCCCAAAAGAGAUGCCUUUUUUACUAUACUUGAUAGGCUUGAGAAGACUAGUGAUGGAUAUGCUUCGAAUCAGCCUGGAGAAAAUCAAGGUGGUUCCCAUGUACUUGACGGCUUGGAUGAAAGUUUUAACACAUUGUCAGAUGGAAUGGAUAAAAAAUUAAAGAGAGCAGCCACAUACUUUCAAUAUGAUUUGGAGGAAUGUAAAACAGACGGAUAUAUCUUCAGACCUGAUGCAAAUUAUUUUGACGGAGGGACUUAUGAGCCUAAAGAUCUUGAUCUUACUAAGCCUGCAUAUCGUCAACCUCGCAGAAGGAAUGAGUUUGAAGUAACUACAGAGGAAGUUCUUCGAAAAGCCGAUUUCAGGAAUGUGAGAUUCCUUGCAAAUUUCAUAACUGAGGCUGGAGUCCUUAAAAAAAGAAGCCAGACUAAAAUUAGUGCCAAAGCCCAGAGAAAGAUUGCGAGAGAAAUUAAGACAGCUCGAGCUUUCGGUUUAAUGCCUUUCACAACUAUGGGGAUGAAAUCAUUUGUAUUUGGAAAGACUAUGGAAAAUCUUGAUGCCGACUUUGAGUAUGAAAGUUAUGAUAACCCUACUGCUGAUGAUGGUCUUGGAUACAUGUAGUUGACAGUGCAGCUACAAACCGGCUCCUACUGUGGAAGAGUACACAAAGAAGAGAGUAAUGAUGUGAAAUAUGGUACUUGGUAAGCUGAAUCCCACUGUGCCUGUGACUCCAUGUUUUUGUUAUUAUGUAGGUUAUCAGUUUUCAUUCUAGCUUGGGAAUUCACAGCCAAUACCAUUUUCCGAGUAUGUCAAGCACUUCUUUUUUCCCGUUACCUAGCAUAUGCCUGGAUUAGAGUAAUACCAGUUUGCUGAACUAAGAUGAAUAAAAGUAAUGACAGAGUCAAAGAGCAUUUCUUUGGUUCUAGGGUUGAAAUCCAUAUCUGAGUUAGAAUGCAUGAACUUUUCCCCCUUGCUUUUCAAAUUCCAGUCAUUUUGGAUAAUUAAGUUAUCUGAGAUUGUGCCGAGAAAUGAACGAGUUUUACAGUUAAUAUAAAGUUUAAGAUUGUUAAGACCAUGUAAGGUUAACCGUUAACGUGUUGGACCGAUUAUGUGACAUGAAUAUUUCUUUUUCCUUAAUAGAU